AAUACAUCUUGAAAUAUUAAUCAAAGUUCAUACAGUUCGAAUGUCGGAAAGCGAAAAGUAUCAUAUAAAUUAGAAUAGAAGAAUGGAGUAUAUCAAAUUGCCCUUAAAUCUGUCCUAAAUCACAAGAUUGCCACCAGAGUCCUCCAUUAACUAGCACUAGCAUAACAGAACACACGCUUAUGAGCACAAACCUCUGUAAAAUGAUAUCAAUGCCCCUUUUCGUCUUUUCUUAAAAACUCCAAUCCAAUCCGAACUUAUUUGAAUUAAAUUUAGAUUGUAAUUUCUUCAAUCCGAAAAUCAAAAUUUUAUUAUCCAAUCCAACUUUGUCCUAAACCACUCCAUUUAACUGCCAUAGCAGCACAGAAGCAACAAGCACAACCUCUGUAAAAUGAAUAACCAAAUCAUUUCCUCAUACGGAAUAAUAAUCUUAUCUAUGCCCCUUUUCGUCAUUUCACUCCGAACAUGCAACAGCCCACCAGUCAACCCACAAACACUCCAAACCGAUCAACUAACAGUACUAAUCAACGGCUACUCCGAACACCGUAUCCCACUCCUCCAAUCAAUCGCCGCCACGUAUGCCGCCGCAUCCUCCGUCGCCGCCGUCGUCAUCCUCUGGUCAAACCCUACAACUCCGCCGCAAAUCCUCUCAGAUCUAACGAAAUCCCUUGCCACGUCAUCAACUCCGAUCUCUAUACUCCGUCAACGUUCGUCAAGCCUUAACCUCCGUUUCUACCCACACAAAUCGAUCACUACACGUGCGGUGCUUAUUUGUGAUGACGAUAUCGAACCCGACCCGGAUUCGAUUGAUUUUGCGUUUAAUGUGUGGAGAUCCGACCCGGAUAGGUUAGUCGGGUUCUUUGUGAGGUCACACAGCUAUGAUUUGAGUCAGAAAUCGUGGAUUUACACAAUGGAGAACAACAAGUAUUCGAUCGCGUUGACGAAAUUCAUGAUCCUGAACUUAAGGAGAAAGAAUUAUAAUAAUGUAUCAAUCUUGUAUAAAGUGUUUAAAAGGUGUUUAUACACAAAUAUAUCGGUUAACAAAUUCAAAAUAUCUUUUCUUAACAAAAUUUGGAUGAUCUUGAAAUUACAGUACCUUCACGAAUACACAUGCAAUAAAGAAUACGAAAAGCUGAGGGCAAAAGUGGAAGAAAAGAACAACUGCGAGGAUAUUUUAAUGAACUUUGUGGUGGCGGAGGAGGUGAAAAAGGGUCCGAUUUUGGUGGGUGCAAAGAGGGUGAGGGACUGGGGGGAUGCGAGGAACGAAGGCGGGGAAAUGGAGAAGAUGAAGGAAAGGGAAGUGGGUUUGAGUAGUAGAAAAAGGGAACAUAGGAAGAGAAGAGGAGAAUGCAUUGCUGAGUUUCAUAGGUUAUUGGGGAAGAUGCCAUUGAGGUAUAGUUAUGGGAAAGUGGUGGACUCCAUUGGAGAACAAGGUCUCUGUGAGAAAGGUGGCAAGUUGGUAUAUUGUGAUAGGCAGAUUUUCAGAUGAAAUGAAGGAAUUUCCAAUUUUCAUUUCAUUUUGUCAAAUUUAUUUUCUUUUCUAUUUUUUCAAUAAUGUAGAAGUCAACAAAGAUUUAGCAACUGCCUGUUUGCUGUGAAGCUUAUUGAACAAGACGACAUACAGUUUUUUCUAAGGAAAUUAUUGAAGAAUGCAGAUACCUACUACAGAGUGACUAUUACCCACUUUUGGAGAGAGGCAAUCAGUGCACAAAUUGGUUGGCAAAUGAAGGUCACGGACAUGUCGAAGAUUUUAUGGCUUGGAAGAAUGCAAUCAAGGAAAUAGAGUUUUGCUCCUUGCAGAUUUAAGUUGUGUAGCGUAUGAACGAGCUUAGAUCACUUUAGUACUUUACAAUACCUCCGCGAAUAGUCAUGCAACAAAGAAUACGCUGAUUUGAGGGCAAAAGUGAAAGAAAUGAACAACUGCGAGGACAUACUGAUGAACUUUGUAGUAGCAGAGGAGGUGAAAAAGGGUCCGAUUUUGGUGGAUGCGAAAAUGGUGAGGGUUUGGGGAGAUGCAAGGAACGAAGGCGGGGAAAUGGAGAAGAUGAAGGAGAGGGAAGCGGGUUUGAACAGUAGAAAAAGAGAGCAGAGAAUGUAUUAUUGAGUUUCAUGGUUUAUUGGGGAAGAUGCCAUUGAGGUAUAGCUAUGGGAGAGUGAUGGAUUCCAUUGGAGAACAAGGUCUUUGUGAGAAAGGUGGCAAGUUGGUGUAUUGUAAUAAGCAGAUUUUUAGAUGAUAAUGAAGGAACUUCGCAAUUUUCAUUUUGUCAAAUUUUCUUUCAUUUUGUAUUUCUUUUUCAAUAAUGUAAAACUUGAAAAAUACGUUGUACAGUUGCUGAUUGUUCAAAGCAUGACUUCUUCUUGAAUGAGAUCAAAUUCUAUUGUAGCAUAUUUUGAAAAUAAAA
Messenger RNA from Lycium ferocissimum, 2399 nucleotides. Its product is annotated as glycosyltransferase family protein 64 C3-like. Lineage: Eukaryota; Viridiplantae; Streptophyta; Magnoliopsida; Solanales; Solanaceae. Gene Ontology annotation, molecular function: glycosyltransferase activity. The record is from RefSeq and is a predicted model, not a curated record. The transcript has 3 exons. Bases 389 to 1486 code for a protein of 365 amino acids. Gene Ontology annotation, cellular component: membrane.